AUGGUAGACGUCACGACAGAAAUUUCGGAAAAAAAGCAAACGGUAAGCAAAUUCGCCGGUGAAGCAUUCGAUGUGGGCAGUGUGCGUACUGUUUUUGCUGGAGCUUCAAAAGAUAACAUCAAGCGUAGUGAUCGCGUUAUUUUAUUAAUUGGAUCAACUGGAAGUAAUAAAUCGAAUCUAAUUGAUUGUAUGUGUAAUUAUUUUUAUGGUGCUAAAUUUGAUGGUAUUCGAUAUAAAAUCGCCAAUGAAAUAUUCGAUCGAGGAAGCACGCCGAUCAAAUCGAUCACCAAAUAUGUGUUCAAUGCAACGGCUAUGCCAUUUCGACCAAUAAUAAUCGAUACGCCAGAAAUUGCUAACGACAGUGAAAUAGCAACGAAAGAUGCAACGGCUUGUGCAUUGCACGAUUUUCUAAUUGAAAGUCAACAUCUUCAAAUAAAUGCCUUAUGUCUUGUUUUAAAAUUUGAUGAAGAAUCGAUUAGUAAGAAUGAAACAAUAGUACAGGAAACGAUCAAUUUAUUUCCACCUUAUAUGUUACCGAGUACAAUAAUACUCUUUUCAUCAAACGAUGAAAAGCCUUUCCUUCCACCAUCGAUCAAACUUGUGUUACGUCAUCUAAAUUUGAAUUAUAACAAAUAUUAUUUCUUCAAUGAUCAUUUCCUGCAGCCCAAGAAAGGAAAUAAAGAAGACGAUGAAAUAGAAAAGCAAAAAGCGAGAUUGAGUUGGAAUUUAUCAAUGGGUGAAUUAGAUCGCUUCUUCGAACAAAUCAGAUAUUUGAGUCCGCGAUCAAUUAUUCCUGACGAAAAUAUCGAAUUCUCUGGUAACGAUAUGCUACAGCGUACGUCAAAUUUUACACAAUCUUCUACAAGAAAUAUUCCAUAUGAACGGAUUAUUCCCAUAAAACUAAUCGGUGAAGAAUCAACAAAUGUCAAAACAUUGACAGCUCUAAAAGACUGGAAUUCUUCUGAAACACCUGUCAUCAAACGAUAUGUCUAUGAUCCGGGAACGAUGACACAUAGAGAAUAUGUGAUGAAAUUACAAAACGAGGAAAAAUUAUCAGGUGGAGAAUAUCCCAAUAUUCAAAAUUUUGAUGCAGUGUCAUCAAAACAUAAGCCACAUGAGACAUUGAUCAAUGAUAUUCCGCAAGAGAAUCGAAUGAUAAAGAAACAAUUAUUGUCAUCAAAUGAAAAUGGAAUUGGGUACAUGCAUAUGAGAAGUAGCCCGCCACCAGAAUACAGCACUGAAACAGUAGCUGUUAUUCAUCAAUCGUCGAAUAGGGACAGAGAAGGAAAAACAAAGAUUAAAAAACGAAUACCAUCUGUGAUCGAUAUGGAAUCACAACAACAAAAGACAUUAUAUCCGCAACAUUCCAAAUCAGCUGUUCAGCGGCAAAUUGCUCGACGUACAUCAAGCGGAUCGGAACAUUCUAAAAGCCAUGGAGUACCAUCGCAGCAGCAGCAGUCAGCAAAAAAUCGUCAAAUCAAACAAAUUAAAAGAUUGGAAGAUGGUACCUCGAGCACAAGCAAUGCUAUUCAGAGCACAGCUUCUGAACGAUUGAACGAUCAAGAACAUAGAAAUUAUGUGAUAACACCGGAAAUGAAGCGAUCUAAAUCACCGAUUUUGAUGCGGUUAUUGAUGAACAAAAGAAAGCGAUGUCAUUCUACAAGUCCCACUGCUGCACAAAAACAGUCAGAUAGUAGCUUCGAGCAGCCUCGGGCAUUAGAAACUAAUGUUGAUCAAAGCCUACAAUCGCCAUUGAGAAAUUACGGACGAUUGGUACAUGAGUAUGAGGUGGAGGAACGACCUCAGGAUGGGACGAUUCAUUUAUCGGAGGAAAGUGCUAUAGCAGCAACAACUCCUCGACAAAAUUUUCGUACAGAAAAAGCAGGGAUUGGAAUGAAAUCUGGUUAUGGUGGUAAUGAACAUAAUCAAUUGUUUGAUGCUAAACAGUUGAAUCUCGAAGAAGGCCUUACACCACAUCCAUAUAAAAAGGAUCCAUGCAUAGAAGUAGCAGUCGUAAAUCGUAAAAAGGAUUAUUCGGCUGAGCGUAAAAAGAAACUGUUGAAAUUGCUCUGUUUUAUUUUUUGCCCAAUUAUUUGUGUUAUUGCCGUUGCUGUUAUACUUGUCAUUCUUCUUUUCGUUCUUUGA
Messenger RNA from Acanthocheilonema viteae, 2145 nucleotides. The record is from the annotation of a GenBank genome assembly. NCBI's taxonomy places the organism in Eukaryota, Metazoa, Nematoda, Chromadorea, Rhabditida, Onchocercidae.